Molecule: messenger RNA, 3419 nt
Organism: Gopherus evgoodei (Goodes thornscrub tortoise)
Lineage: Eukaryota; Metazoa; Chordata; Testudines; Testudinidae
Gene: RAPGEF3
Product: Rap guanine nucleotide exchange factor 3
Exons: 28
Coding region: 301-3069 (922 amino acids)
Biological process (GO): Ras protein signal transduction; positive regulation of GTPase activity
Cellular component (GO): plasma membrane
Molecular function (GO): guanyl-nucleotide exchange factor activity
Source: RefSeq, a predicted model, not a curated record
UUUCGGGUCCUGUGCCAAGCGGUGGAGCGUCUCCUGCGCUCGCUCCCAGUUCCCCGCGGAGGGGAGGCGCAGCAGCCCGGCACGGAGCGUGUCUCCAGCCGGAGGCAGGGCUCAGGGAGCAGGAUCCCGGCUCCCCACUGGUGCCCAGGAGCCAUGGCUUUGCCCAGGGCAUCUCCGGGGUCCUAAGCACCCCGACCCAAAAGGCGGGAGUCCAGCUUUUCCUGGCACCGCCCUACGGGCUGGGGCAGCCGGCGAGACACCUGCCGGAACCAGACCCCACGCCAGGCUCAGCCGCGGGACAUGCAGGUGGCCUGGGGCAGGCAGGGCAGGUGGCAUGUCGGACCUCUCCUCGAGGACUUGCCAGCGCCUUCAGGUGGGCUUGGAGCCCCCGCUGCUGAAGGGCAUCUGCUCUACCUGCUCUUGAAGAAGAUGCACUUGUUCCGGAGCUACAGCUACCAGAUCCAGCUGGAGGGCGAGGCGGGCAGCCUGCCCAGGAUACAGGGCAUCCGAUGGACGCCACUCCCUGACAGCAAAUCAGCCCCAGACUGUGGGCAGAGCCCUACGCAGGCACAUGCAGAGAAGGUUUGGAGAGCGGGGAGACUCCUGUUCAGCCACCUCGUGAGCUCCUGUCCUGGCCUCAUCCGCGAUCACAAGUAUCACCUCAGGCACCACAGGCAUUGUUGCUCCGGGAAGGAGCUAGUAGACUGGCUGCUCAGUGCAGGGCUGUCCAUCCAAACGCGGAGCCAGGCCAUUGGGGUUUGCCAAGUGCUGGUGGAUGGAGGAGUCCUGACUCAUGUGAAGCAGGAGUGGCAUUUCCAGGACAAGGAUGCCCAGUUUUACCGCUUCGCUGAGGGGGAGCUGACUCUGGAGCCUGGUGCCUGGGACACCGAGGAGCUAUUGGAAGCAUUGGCCUUUCUGGCCCAGCUGGGCCCUGAUGCGCUGCUCACCAUGGCUCUGCGCAAGCCCCCUGCCCAGCGCACGGAGGACGAGCUGGAGCUCAUUUUUGAGGAGCUGCUGCACAUCAAAGCUGUGGCUCAUCUUUCCCACUCGGUGAAGCGGGAGCUGGCCUCUGUGUUACUGUUUGAGUCACACCCCAAAGCAGGCACUGUGUUGUUCAGCCAAGGAGACAAAGGCACCUCGUGGUACAUUAUCUGGAAGGGCUCAGUGAACGUGGUCACCCAUGGCAAGGGCCUGGUGACCACCCUGCACGAGGGUGAUGACUUCGGACAGCUGGCGCUGGUGAACGAUGCCCCCCGAGCCGCCACCAUCAUCCUGCGGGAGGACAACUGCCACUUCCUGCGCGUGGACAAGCGAGACUUCAACCGCAUCCUCAAGGAUGUCGAGGCCAAUACCAUGCGGCUGAAAGAGCACGGGAAGGUGGUGCUAGUGCUGGAGAAGAACCUGCAGGGGAGCAGCUCCAGCAACCAGUCACUGUCUGCGGGGAGCAGUAGGUACUCCGUGAUGGCUGGGACCCCUGACAAGAUCUUGGAGCAUUUGUUGGAAGCCAUGAGGCUGGAUGCGACGUUCUCAGAUCCCCUGGAUACCUUGGUUGGGGAUUUCCUGCUGACCUACAAUGUGUUCAUGCCGACCACCCAGCUCUGCAGAGCCCUGCUGCACCAUUUCCAUGCGGAGCCGUCUGAGGGCUCGGAGCAGGAGAAGGCUGUCUACUCCCUCAGCAAGCGACAGAAGAUCCUGAGGCUGGUCAGCCAGUGGGUGCUGCUCUAUGGACCCCUGCUGCAGGCCGACCACAGUGCCAUAAACCUGCUGCAGCACCUCUCGGAUUUUGUGAGCCGGGAUCCUCGCCUGUGCAACCUGCUCCGGGACUCGACACAGGAUCGUCGGAGGAACAGAACACUGGAGAAUGGUGGUGGAAGCGCAUCUCCACAGCUCAAGGUUCGGAGUAGAGGGAACUGGAUCGCCAGCCUGGAGGAUGCCACGCUGAAUACUAGCUAUGCCAUCGGAGCCCAGGACAAAGUGCCCUAUGACAUCUACAGAGCUGACCACUCCUGCCUCACCGUGGUGCUGCCAGUGAACGCCUCCGUGCGCGACGUGCUCCAGUCCCUCGCCUGCCAGGAGGGCACGCAUGGCGAGUGCAUGUUGGUCAAGGUCAACUCAGCAGGGGAUAAACUGGGGCUGCAGAUGGACACCAUCGGCGUGUACACAUCCCUGGGCCUGAAUGAGAGACUCUUUGUUGUGAAUGUCCAGGAGCUGCACACCCUGACCCCUCAUCCCGAGCAGCUGGGGCCCACCGUUGGCUCCUCAGAGACCCUGGACCUCAUCAGCUCCAAGGACUUGGCCAAUCAGCUGACGGAUUACGACUGGAACCUCUUCAGCAGUGUCCACCAGGUGGAGCUGAUCUAUUACAUCUUUGGGCAGCAGACGUUUCCCAGCGCGACCACGGCGAACCUGGAGCGCGUCAUGCGGCGCUUCAACGAGCUGCAGUACUGGAUCGCCACUGAGGUCUGCCUCUGUGUGGAGCCGGGCAAGCGAGCCCAGCUGCUCAGGAAGUUCAUUAAGCUGGCUGCACACCUCAAGGAGCAGAAGAACCUGAAUUCCUUCUUCGCGGUGAUGUUUGGUCUGAGCAACACGGCUGUGAGUCGCCUCGCCAAGACCUGGGAGAGGCUGCCGCACAAAACCAGGAAGCUGCACUCGGCACUGGAGCGUAUGCUGGACCCCUCCUGGAAUCACAGAGUCUACAGACUGGCCAUUGCCAAACUGACCCCGCCCAUCAUCCCCUUCGUGCCCCUCCUUCUCAAAGACAUGACCUUCAUCCACGAGGGCAACCGCACGCUGGCAGAGAACCUCAUCAACUUUGAGAAGAUGCGAAUGAUGGCCAAGGCCGUACGUCUCAUCCACCACUGCCAGAGCCACACGUACGCUCCCAUCUCCCCGCUGCGGAGUCGUGCCCCCCAGCUGCUGGAGGACCCCCAGGCCCUGCGGAUCUCCACCUGCUCUGAGCAGUCCCUGGGCGGGCGGAGUCCUGCCUCCACCCGGGCCUACCUCCAGCACCUGAAAGUGAUCGACAACCAGAAGGAGCUGUCACGGCUUUCCCGGGACCUCGAGUCCUGAUGCUUGGGACCAGGGGUGGAGCAGGAGGGGCCAGGCUAGAACCUCCAAGGGGAGUGCUCCUCGGCCCACCAGCACAUUGUCCCUGCCUGGCUGCAACGGGGCAGUUGUGCAUGCCCUCCACCUCCUGUGAGAGGGCUGGCCAUGCAUUCCGACUGUCCCCACUGCAGAGGGACCCCACUGUAGCCCGUGUGCCAGACCGCCUGCCCAGCCAGGACCGGGGACCAUUCCUCUCAGACUUGGAGUCAGCUGGCUAGAGCCUGGAGCAGUAACAGGCCAGCCCCAAUGAUGAUAUGAAGAGAGACACGGAGGGGCAGGGCCGAGGGAAGAAGGGCUGGACACUCUGGCUUUAC